GUUUUCCCGCCCAAACUCCCGGUAAUGCGGGUCGUUACAUGUGGUUCUUGGGGGUCGAGUCUUGCUACAUUAUUAACUCCCAGGUACAGUGAGAGAUCGUGGGUUCGAGUCCCACUUCACGGGUUUCGGCCAUUCUCAGAAUGGAUUCUGCGCACUGGGACAGCUGGUUAGCGCUGCUGGGUUUCGAUUCAAAUAAGGUAUUAGUUCGAAUCGCAGUAAGCACGCUACUUACUAAAUUGCUCUAGUAAAACUACCCCGCUGUUUAAGUGACUAAAUAGUUGUAGUUCGCUAAAUGAAUAAAUAUAACGGCCGGGUCAUUCCGAAUUGCUCAUACCGUGUUCAAGAGAAGAAGAGUCUUUUGGUGAAAACUAGUGUCCAUUGAAAGUGUCCACUUUGGAGAAAAAAAAAGCGUCUGCUGAAUGAAUAAAUGUGAUUUUUCAUUCUGGGAUUGUUUCACAGAGUAAAAUGUCAGCCUGAGAAAAGCACAACACUUCCACGGCGGUGCGGCCGGAAUGCGGCGGUGUCACAGCGGUGCCUGCAGUGCACGUGUCUAGCAACACUUCGCCGGACAGCGUCACGUGCCCGUUUCCAUGGUUACCGUAGAGUCCCGCUCCGUAGCUUCGCCGCAGAGUCAGAAGUUAGUUGGCUCAUCUCGUGUUGAAAAAUAAAGAGUAAACUAAUUAGGUGACUUUAAAGUAGAUUUGAACGGACAUGAAAGGACGCAACCGGUACGCAUGGAUGGAAAACGAAGGCAAAUGGUUUGCUCAUGCAGGUUUACGGGUUUCAAAAGAGCAAGACAUUUCACCCCCUGGAGAUGCAGGACCCAUGAUGUUACAGGUCAAGCGGUACCCCAGAGUAUUUAGAAGUACGGAGCAGAAAACCAUGUGCAGGGAAUAUUUGUUUUCGGCGCAUGAUAACCGGGAUGCAUUACGUGACAGCAUUGAAACGUAUGAUAAUGGAUUAGGUCGCAAGAAGUUUCUGGACGACAGGAGACAGCACAACUCCGAUGUCAGCUUUUUGGCACAGGGAGAUUCGAGUAGCCUUAAGGAUUGGAGACAAAGCUUUCCCACCUAUCUGUCUGACUAUCGGGGUCAUGGGAAAACAGAGAGUCCCGGCAGAAGACGCUUUCCCAGGAACCACUUGGAGAGGUCGAAAGAUGCCGCCGUCCAGGCCAUCGAAGACUUCAUGUGGUUUGGAAGGAAUGACUCGAUACACCUGAUUCCCCUUAGUGUCUUGAGUGCCACUCACUGGCACGUGGGUAAAAACCCCUGGAGGUACUCAUACCACAGCAAGCACUGAGUUUUCCACAAAUGAAUGGCAGAAUGUUUUAUUGUGUUCCUUAUAAGAGAGUGAUUAAAACUGUCUCUGACAAUAGUGUUGUACAGGGGCAGCAAACAUUUUAGCUUCAUUAAAACACAAUCAGUCAUAUUAGAAUGAGUACACUAUUCUCCCUGUCUCUGUAGAAUACGCACACUGGCAAAGUAAUGUUUGGAAAGGUCUAUGCUCAGUAA
Messenger RNA from Scleropages formosus (Asian bonytongue), 1511 nucleotides. It is a transcript of the gene tex36, whose product is annotated as testis expressed 36. Bases 712 to 1299 code for a protein of 195 amino acids. NCBI's taxonomy places the organism in Eukaryota, Metazoa, Chordata, Actinopteri, Osteoglossiformes, Osteoglossidae. The record is from RefSeq and is a predicted model, not a curated record. The transcript has 4 exons.